This is a messenger RNA of Pisolithus orientalis, 908 nucleotides long. Its product is annotated as CTLH/CRA C-terminal to lish motif domain-containing protein. Gene Ontology annotation, molecular function: protein binding. The transcript is spliced from 4 exons. Lineage: Eukaryota; Fungi; Basidiomycota; Agaricomycetes; Boletales; Pisolithaceae. The coding region runs from base 159 to 770 and encodes 203 amino acids. The record is from RefSeq and is a predicted model, not a curated record.
AUGGUUUGUCUUCCUUUUCCGCCUGUGAUGAACUGGCACUUAGAGAUCCGUGUGGUGACCUUUUCUUUUAGCCUCCCAAGAUAUCGAUACGCAAGGAGGAAUGGGAGCGGCGCCUUCACGAAGUCCAUGUGACGAAAGAUGAUCUCAACCGUCUUAUUAUGGACUAUCUCGUCAUUGAAGGAUAUAGGUCAGCUGCUGAAGAGUUUAGUAGUGAAGCGGGCGUGGUUCCCCCCGUGGAUUUCGAAAGUAUCGAGAGCAGGAUGGUAAUUCGCGAAGCUUUGCAACGCGGUGACGUCGAGGAAGCGAUCACCCGGGUCAACGACUUGAAUCCAGAGAUACUUGAUACAAAUCCAGCAUUGUAUUUUCGCCUACAACAGCAGAGACUAAUAGAGCUGAUACGACAGAGCCGCAUCGCCGAGGCUUUACGGUUUGCUCAAGAUGAACUGGCACCGAGGGGUGAGGAGAGCCCGGAAUUCUUGGCUGAGUUGGAACGGACCAUGGCACUCUUGGCAUUUGACUCUACAUCUUCGCCACCGCCUGCGAUCACUGAUUUGUUGUCACCGGCUCAACGAAUGAAGACGGCUGGCGAGGUGAAUGCCGCUAUUUUAGAGAGUUUUAGUCAGGGAAAAGAGGUUAAGUUAGUGCAGCUGCUGAAGCUUCUUUGUUGGGGAGAGAGCAUGCUUGAGGAGCGUGCUGACUUUCCAAAGAUUGACUUGCGGAGAGGCGGGAAGAAGGUGGAAGGGAGCGAGGAGUUAUCGAUGCACGAGUGAUGCCAGUGUCGUAUAGUCUAUUCUGUUAGGAUAUGUGGACGUGUUACACCACAUGGUUGGUGUUUUCCUCAUGGAAUGCAGAGGGUGUCACUUGACCAGUGAGCUCAUGUAUGAUUAAUUGAUUGGACAUGCCAGGAC